GCAAGCAAGGGAAACGAAAAAAAUCCAAAUCCUCCAAACGACGAUCGAACACCUCUCAACCUCUCCUCAACGAUAAGAGAAUCCCCACAACACCCAUUCAAUAAAUCUUCACGUCCACAAAAGCCUAUCGGAGUUUCUCCACCUCUUUCUCCGUCUAACUCCUCAGCACCGGAAGAAAUAAUAAAAUAGAUAAAAAAGCAGAGAAAAACAGAGGAGAGAAGAGGAAAACAGAACAACUCAGUUGACCUCACUUCUCUGCUUUGUUUCUAGUUUCGUCUCUCACCCUCUGUAGCCAUGGCUUCCACAGCAUCGCCCACUUCACUCUCUCUUAUUCCCUCUUCCUCCUCCUCUUCCACCUCCCGCAGCCGCUCCUCAGUCCAAGUGGCAGCAGCCAUGUCAUCUCCCAGGCUCCAUUCUGCUGGCCUCCGUGCACCACUCCGCCGGCUCGGGUUCUCUGCAGUGGACCCGCUGCUGUCUCUCCAUGUUGCGGCCAAGGUUCGAGCUGUUAAUGGGAAGGGUGUUAGAGGGGUUGUGUCGAUGGCCAAGAAGAGCGUUGGAGAUCUCACCGCUGCGGAUUUGAAGGGGAAGAAGGUUUUCGUCAGGGCUGAUUUGAAUGUUCCCUUGGAUGGUAACCAGAACAUUACUGAUGAUACCAGGGUUCGAGCUGCUGUCCCGACGAUCAAGCAUUUGAUCGGAAAUGGGGCAAAAGUAAUUCUUUCCAGCCAUUUGGGGCGGCCAAAAGGUGUAACUCCAAAAUACAGCUUGAAGCCUCUAGUGCCUAGGCUAUCUGAACUCCUUGGAGUGACGGUUGUGAAGGCUGAGGACUGUAUUGGACCAGAAGUUGAGAAGCAAGUGGCUGCACUCCCUGAAGGUGGUGUUCUUCUUCUUGAGAAUGUGAGAUUUUACAAGGAAGAGGAGAAGAAUGAUCCUGAGUUUGCAAAGAAGCUUGCCUCCCUAGCAGACCUCUAUGUGAAUGACGCAUUUGGAACUGCACACAGAGCCCAUGCCUCAACAGAGGGAGUCACCAAGUUCUUGAAGCCUUCUGUUGCUGGCUUCCUUUUGCAGAAGGAGCUCGACUAUCUUGUUGGGGCAGUUUCAAACCCCAAAAGGCCAUUUGCUGCCAUUGUGGGAGGCUCAAAGGUCUCAUCCAAAAUUGGAGUGAUUGAAUCGCUACUAGAGAAGUGUGAUAUUCUCCUUCUGGGUGGAGGUAUGAUCUUCACAUUCUACAAGGCCCAAGGCCUGUCAGUUGGUUCAUCCUUGGUGGAGGAAGACAAGCUUGACCUUGCAACAUCACUCCUUGAGAAGGCUAAGUCAAAGGGGGUGUCUCUUUUGUUGCCAUCUGAUGUGGUUGUUGCAGACAAGUUUGCUCCUGAUGCAAACAGCAAGAUUGUGCCAGCAUCUGCCAUCCCAGAUGGGUGGAUGGGGUUGGAUAUUGGACCUGAUUCUAUUAAGACAUUCAAUGAAGCGUUGGACACUACCAAAACCAUUAUAUGGAAUGGACCCAUGGGAGUGUUUGAGUUUGACAAGUUUGCAGUUGGAACAGAGGCAGUAGCAAAGAAGCUAGCAGAUCUCAGUGGAAAGGGUGUAACAACAAUCAUCGGAGGUGGAGAUUCAGUUGCAGCUGUUGAGAAAGUAGGUGUUGCAAGUGUAAUGAGCCACAUUUCAACAGGUGGUGGUGCUAGUUUGGAGUUGUUGGAAGGCAAAGAGCUCCCUGGAGUUCUUGCUCUUGAUGAAGCCGUAGCUGUUGCAGUUUGAGGCAAGUUUUAUCCAUGUUUUUUCAUCCUGUCUCCAUGUUAGUAACUGCUUAGGUUUGCAGAACAGAUGUGGAAUGUGGUAGGAGAAAACACAUAAAGAGUUCCUGUUGUAGAUGUUCGGCAAUGCCUUUCAAUAAAAGUGAUCCUUCAACAUCGUUUUUUCUUCUGAUA
This is a messenger RNA of Nelumbo nucifera (sacred lotus), 1925 nucleotides long. RefSeq names its product phosphoglycerate kinase 3, cytosolic-like. Gene Ontology annotation, molecular function: phosphoglycerate kinase activity; ATP binding; ADP binding. Gene Ontology annotation, cellular component: cytosol. Lineage: Eukaryota; Viridiplantae; Streptophyta; Magnoliopsida; Proteales; Nelumbonaceae. Gene Ontology annotation, biological process: gluconeogenesis; glycolytic process. The record is from RefSeq and is a predicted model, not a curated record.